AUGAGAUUGGCACUGUUGGUGAAGAACAAGAUAGGCUUCAUAGAUGGAACCUGUUUGAAGAGUAUGUACAAGGAUGAAUUAGCAGUUCAAUGGGAAAGAUGCAAUGCAGUGGUUCUUUCAUGGAUUAGCAGCACAGUAGCAAACAAUUUGUUAACAACAAUAGUAUAUGCAUCAAAUGCAAAACGAGUUUGGGAAGAUUUCAAGGAGAGGUUUAAUAAAUCUAAUCUUACUAGGAUCUAUCAACUCUGGACAAAAGUAGCCACAUUAAAGCAAGGUACGGAUUCUGUAACAGAGUAUUACUCUAAAUUGAGGGAUUUAUGGGAUCAGUAUGAUGUAUUGGUGCCCUCACCAUCAUGUAAAUGUGAUGAUGCUAAGCCUUACAUUGAGCAUUUACAUCAACAAAGGCUGAUAAUGUUCUUGAUGGGAUUAAAUGAGACUUUCAGUCAUGUGAGGAGAUCAAUCCUAUAUAAUCAGAAGUUGAUGCUUCUUUAG
Solanum lycopersicum (tomato) is the source of this 492-nucleotide messenger RNA. RefSeq lists its product as uncharacterized. NCBI's taxonomy places the organism in Eukaryota, Viridiplantae, Streptophyta, Magnoliopsida, Solanales, Solanaceae. The record is from RefSeq and is a predicted model, not a curated record.